This is a messenger RNA of Phyllostomus discolor (pale spear-nosed bat), 1467 nucleotides long. It is a transcript of the gene CFAP73, whose product is annotated as cilia and flagella associated protein 73. The coding region runs from base 226 to 1329 and encodes 367 amino acids. The transcript has 8 exons. Lineage: Eukaryota; Metazoa; Chordata; Mammalia; Chiroptera; Phyllostomidae. The record is from RefSeq and is a predicted model, not a curated record. Gene Ontology annotation, biological process: spermatid development.
GCCCCACCCCAUCCCCACCCAGCCAGGAAGAGGCUCCACCAGACACGGGCGCCAAGAGGGGUAAAUUCUUGGCUGAGGGAUCCAUGUGCUCCCUCCUCUGGCACCCCAAGUUCGACUGGGAGCGGAAGCCUUCUUGGGAAGGGGCAGAGGCUGCUCUCCUCCCUGCAGUCCCUCCCUCCCUCUCCCUCCCAGGGUGGAUGCCUCCGGACUCGGCCAGGCAAUGGAAUGUUGUGUCGUCGGUUGCCUGGGGAACCGGGGCCUGCUAGGUGGCUGCCUCCUGGGAGCACUGAACUCGCUGCUGCUGUGGCACUACCCUCCAUCAGAAACCUCCCAGGGCCUCCCAGGCUCCUGCAGAGCUCCGGCCGCCUGGGUGGAAAGAAAGCCGGAGCCAUCGUCGGGAGAAUGGCGGCUCCCUGGAAGGAACGCUUGCAACUGGCCUCGCGAGAGAAGCCGCCUCCGAAGACCCCGGAACAGACUCCCGACCACCUCCCACCGUUGCUGAGUGUGCUGGAGAAGAGGCAGGAGCUGGCGGAUGCGGACCGGGGCCUGCAGGCCCAGAAGGAGGUCUUCCAGACCACCAUGGCGGCCCUGCAGGAGCGCCGGGAACAGCUGGAGCAGAAGCAGCAGGAGCUAAAGGGGUCCUUUCACCGCUUUGACAAGUUCUUGCAGGAUUCCGAGGCCCGGCGCAGCCGCACGCUGCAGAGGGCGGCAGAGGAACGACACCGGGCCGGCCGCCAGGAGGCCGAGGCACUGCGGCUUCGGGCCCAGCUCGAGGAGCUGCAGCGGGAGCGCGCGCGGCUGCAGCGUCGGCUACAGCGGCUGCAGCCCUGCGCGCGCCUGCUGGAGCGAGUGCUGGAUCAGCUGCCAGAGUUCCAGGAGGUCCCCGAGCUAGUGGCGCGCUUCGAUGCCCUAGCCGACACGCUGGCCGAGCUGAAGCUCACGGAGCGCCAGCGGCUGGCGGAGCUGGAGGAGGCGCGCACGCGGCUGCGGCGGCUGCGCGACGCCUGGCAGGACGAGUUGCUCCAACAGGGCCAGCGGCGAGCGCAACUUCUGGAGCGCCUGGACGCGGCGCGGGAGCGCACGCUGCACUGGGAAUCCAAGUGGGUUCAGAUCCAGAACACAGCCGCUGACAAGGCCCUGCUCCUGGCACGCACUAGGAUGGCAGCGCUCAACUUGUUCCAGUUAGUGUGCCAGCACCAGAGGCAGCCACCUGCCCUGGACAUCGAGGACACCGAGGGGCAGCUGGAGCAGGUGAAGCUGUUCCUUCUGGACCGCUCUGCCAUGCUGGCCAGCCUUCCUCAGGCCACGCCUGCGGCCCCCGCCCCAUAGCCCGACCCAGGCCGCUCCUCCUCCUCCUCCGGUGCUGAGCAGCUUGGGGCGGGGCGGGCCAGGCCCUCCUGCCGCUCCUGCAGCUCCCGCCGCUCCUCCCGCCCCUGCUGGAAGCUGGCGAUGGCCUUGCUGUCCUUC